AAUAAACCAAACUGGAGCAUGUGGAGAAAUGGAGCAACUUUUUGAUCCCAUUCCCACCUACUAUAGUUGGCCGUUACUAACUAGUAUUUCUAUCACUCUCCAAUUUUAAUUUUCUGAUAUAUAUUAUUACCCAUCAUCAUCAUUAAUCAUUUGUUCAACUCUCUGAUCCAUAUCCAUGGCAACUCAACCAAAGAAGAUCAUCAUAGACACUGACCCUGGAGUUGAUGAUGCCAUGGCUAUAUUCCUUGCAUUGAAGUCACCUGAAGUGGAGGUGAUUGGACUGACUACUAUAUUUGGGAAUGUUUAUACCUCUCUGGCUACUAAGAAUGCCUUGCAUUUGCUGGAGGUUGCAGGGAGGACUGAUAUUCCCGUUGCUGAGGGAUCUCAUGUCACAAUUACUAAAGGUACGAAACUUCGUAUUGCUGAUUUUGUCCAUGGUAAUGAUGGACUUGGCAACCAAUAUUUCCCCCCACCAAAAGGGAAGCCAAUCGAACAGUCAGCAGCUGCUUUUCUGGUUGAACAAGCAAAUCUUUACCCUGGAAAAGUCACUGUGGUGGCAUUGGGUCCACUUACAAAUAUUGCACUGGCUAUCGAGUUAGAUCCUGCAUUUGUUAAAAAUAUCGGGCAGAUUAUUCUACUUGGUGGUGCUUUUGCAGUAAACGGGAAUGUGAAUCCAGCAGCAGAGGCAAAUAUAUUUGGUGAUCCAGAUGCUGCUGAUAUUGUUUUCACCUGUGGAGCAGAUAUUUUGGCUAUUGGGAUUAAUGUUACCCAUCAAGUUUUCAUAACAGAUGAGGAUCGAAAUAAACUGGCACAAUCAAAUGCAAAAUAUGCUCAGUACUUGCACAAGAUCUUAGGUGUAUACUACGAUUAUCACCACGACGCAUACAACAUGAGAGGAGUCUAUCUUCACGAUCCAACUACUCUUCUUGCCGCUGUUGAUCCUACGCUUAUGACCUACAUAGAGGGUGUCGUUAGAGUCCAAACCACCGGCAUUUCAAAGGGACUGACACUAUUGUUUAACAAAAAGAAGAGAUAUGCUGAAGUCACCGAGUGGAAUGAUAAACCGUCGGUGAAGGUUGCUGUGACGGUUGAUGGUCCGACAGUUGUGAAAAUGGUAAUGGAACGGCUUUUGGAAUCAUAAAGAUUUCAUUCAGGUAGAAUGAGGUGGUAACUGAGGAGAGUAGAUAUGUAUUGCAGCUGUUGUUUCUUAUGCAUUUCUAAUGCCAUUGUUGACUAGUAACUGUGCAUUGUAUUUAUCUUCCGUUGCUUCGACUCUAUAGCUAUUGUAUUGAUCACAUAAUAAAGCUUUCUGCUUCUUUCCAGCAAA
Mercurialis annua (annual mercury) is the source of this 1327-nucleotide messenger RNA. Its product is annotated as probable uridine nucleosidase 2. Gene Ontology annotation, molecular function: purine nucleosidase activity. NCBI's taxonomy places the organism in Eukaryota, Viridiplantae, Streptophyta, Magnoliopsida, Malpighiales, Euphorbiaceae. The transcript is spliced from 9 exons. The record is from RefSeq and is a predicted model, not a curated record. Gene Ontology annotation, biological process: purine nucleoside catabolic process. Gene Ontology annotation, cellular component: cytosol. Bases 176 to 1141 code for a protein of 321 amino acids.